UAGCGAAGAGCCCAGGCGAUCGAGCUGAUGCUGAACAUUUCAAGCGUGAUUUUCGAAGAGCUGUUUGCCCUCAUGAAAUUCGCUCUGUACCUGAGCCACAACUGAUUAACGGCUUGUACUUGAAAGUACGUGUUAUUGCUUGAGAAAAGACAACUCUUUGGUCCGAAAAAGUUAUGCAGUAACUCGAUGUCGAUCGUGAUCAGUCCGCAGUGCGAGUGAACUGUGGUUACGCGGACAGGCUAGAGUGGGAACAAUGGCAGACAGGGUGCGCUAUAACAUAGCCUUCUUACUUUCCAAUCUAGAUGCAUCCGUGAUCUUGGAACUCUUGCUGGAGAAUGAUGUGCUGGACGUUGAUGAAUAUAAAACUGCCUCCAGCAAGGAGAACGUGAAGUCUGAUCUGACGAAGUACGUGGUGAGGUUGAUGCUAACGAAAACGGAGGAACAGGUGGAUUCGUUCCUGAGGCUCAUUCAGCACAGCCAGCCUCAUGUAGCUGAACAUGUUGCCAGUACCAUGGCGAAGCGACGCGAUGCAACUGCCAGUGGGAAAAGUGCCCGUCCAACGAAGCCAACGUCGGCAGAUGAUGAGUCAACACGUGGCUCGUCCUCCGGUAUCACCAUGACAACAGUUGGCAAACAGAAAACGCAGCCAUUGCAGCACACAGUGGGAGCUUGUCAGGCAGACCAACAACGGACGUCCAAUAGAUGUGAGCCAAUCUUCAAACAAACAACAUCAGCUGAAACAACCGCCAAUGUAACUAAAACGGGUGCAACAUCCAAUACAACAUUGACUACAACACAGGAUUCAACAAGAUCAACAACUUCAAGCCAGUCAUCUCUACCGGACAAAGACCGACACUUCACUGGCAGGAAUGACAUUGUUACAGAGAUCAGUCACAACAUUCUCACAACAAAGUCCAAGUCAUCACCUACACGAGUGCAGAGUCUUGUGGCACCAGCUGGUUUUGGUAAGACGUCCGUAGCCAUUGCUGUGGGACAUGUAUGUCGCAAUGCUGGUUGUCGUGUGGAGUUCUUUGACUUACGCGACAACGAAAUCAACUGA
Molecule: messenger RNA, 1060 nt
Organism: Sycon ciliatum
Lineage: Eukaryota; Metazoa; Porifera; Calcarea; Leucosolenida; Sycettidae
Exons: 3
Coding region: 254-1060 (268 amino acids)
Biological process (GO): regulation of apoptotic process
Source: RefSeq, a predicted model, not a curated record